ACCGACAAACCAAAAGAACCAAAUAUGCCUUCGAGCACAAUUGCGGAGAAAAAAGAGCGACUGUAUGAUCCUGCCCGCCCCCUCUCCCUUUCCGAACGACCAGGCUCACCCAUCGCAGACUGGUCCUAGUUGAAAAGCCCAUCCCGCUAGAAUUCGACAUGGGCAAUCUCUGCGCUUUCGACACGAACCCACUCGACCCCACCGCCUAUUCCAAUUCUCUCGAAGAGUGUCUCAACGACGCCGCUAGGGACUGCGCUCAGGCUCUGAUUAAUCAAGUGCUCACCACGCUUCCCAUGAAGAGCGCUUCAGAUGGGGUUUAUGCUGAGUUGCCGGAUCCUACGACCCCACUACCGAGGGAGAAGCCGCUACCGAAGGCUAAGGAGCCUACGAAAUGGUUUGUUCACUAAUUUUUUACACACACUCACUCUCUCCCUCUCUCUCCCCCUCUCUCUUUUCGCCUCUCCUCUUCCUCCUUUCGUCCCGGCGGAGGGGGUCAUGGCAAGCGAGCUGACAUGGGAACAGGGAACUAUUUGCGAAGAAGAAGGGCAUCAAGUCCAAGACCAAAGAUGGCAAGCUCGUGUAUGACGAGGAGAAGGGCGAGUGGGUUCCCAAGUGGGGGUAUAAGGGAAAGAACAAGGAUGGCGAAGGCGAUUGGAUUGUUGAGGUCGACGGGAAGGGUGAGAAGGAGAAGGGCGAGGACAAGAACCCACGGGCUCUCAGUAGAGAGGAGAGAAAGGAUCGGAUCAAGAAGAAUGAGAGACAGAUGAAGAAAAAUGAAAAGAGGGCCGCGGCAGGGGGUAAAAGUCUGGCUACUCGGGGUGGGAGGGUCGGAAAGAGAUAAAAUUGGGAAGAGGGAGGGAACCAGGGCAUAUUUACCAAGUAAUAUGGCGUUCAAAAGUCCACUUUUAUGUACAGUAUCCGGUACACAAAUUCUGUAGUUAUAAUUUUGCCAUUGCCUUCCG
Molecule: messenger RNA, 962 nt
Organism: Tuber aestivum (summer truffle)
Lineage: Eukaryota; Fungi; Ascomycota; Pezizomycetes; Pezizales; Tuberaceae
Source: the annotation of a GenBank genome assembly